CGUAUUGGAAAUGGCCCAUAACUUUUUGGGAAGAAGAAGCAGUGCGGCUUGGUGUUUGACGUUUUAUUUGAUUUUUGUAGGUCGAACAUAUUUUUCAACAUUUUUUUGCCCGUUUUUGGGAGUUUGUCAAAAAUGAAUGUAAGCGAAGCUAGUGUGGAACCACCCGCACACACGGUAUGUCCGAAGAAGCACAAAAAACACAAAAAAGACCGCGACGACAAACCCGGUCUUAAACUCAUUCUAAAAGUGGGCUCCAAUAACACACCGGAGCACGAGGAAGAAUAUCUACAGCUCGAAGGCGGCGAAGGGGCCGAGCAGAUGGUCCUGGACCCGAACGAUCCGGCUUAUCCGCUUUACAAAUCCCACCACAAAAAGUCAAAAAAGAAAAAGAAGAAAAAGGACAAAAGCAAAGACAGGGAGAAAAAGCACAAGCAUCACCACAAAGAUAAAAAGAGAAAACGAGAAGACGUGGACGAGGAAAACGAAAUAUCAGUGACUUAUGUUGAUAUAAAACCUACCCCUGUGUACUCCGAGGAGGUGCCUCCAUACUCUCAAAUCGGUUCGCCGGGGUCCCAUAGGGAGCAAAGGACCUGCGUGGUGAAGAAAAUGCAGGAGCGGACGCCGCUGUCCAAAGUGUUGGAUCACCUCUUGGGCAUGUUAGAGAAAAAAGAUCCGCAGAACUUCUUUGCUUGGCCUGUUACCGAUAAUAUAGCGCCUGGCUAUUCACGGAUUAUCAGUCAGCCAAUGGAUUUCAGUACAAUGCGGCAGAAAAUCGAGGACAACGAAUAUGGCACCCUCAAGGAAUUCACCGACGACUUCCAACUGAUGUGCAACAACGCGAUGAAAUAUAACCACGUCGACACGGUGUAUUACAAAGCAAGCAGGAAACUGCUGCAGGCGGGUAUGAAAAUUCUACAACCGGAAAAACUGGGCUGGCUUGUACAGCUCGCCCCCGAACUCACGGACCAGGAGGUCGGGUUCGAGAUUACUCCCGAGAUGAGGGCGGCCGCGCCCCACCAUCGGAUGCCUCACGAUGGCGACGACGAAGACGCGUUCGAGUGCAAGGUCAAGAAAAUGCCUACCGGCAAGUUCGAGGCAAUUCCUGAUGACCUCACGCCAGAGGAGAUCCUCGCCCAAGCGAAAUCGGCUGCCCGCAUAGCCCGAGCCCGGCUACGCGGUCCCGCCACACCGAUGGGUUUUCUGCGUCAGCGUCGAGACGGAACCACCCAUCUGAACAUACUGGUGGGCGGCGCGGGCGGCAAGAAGAAGCCUAUCGUUCCCCUGGGACAGCUGGUGGGCCGACUUACUGAGGGCACGGCUCAGUUGCAGGGGUUCCGCGAGGACCGGAGGAACGCCGCCAGGCCUGUAAAGCCCUUGUACUACGGCGCAUUUGGUUCGUACGCGCCUAGUCACGACUCCGCCUUCUCGAACCUGACCAAGGACGAGUCGGCGUUGGUGUUGCGCACGUAUGGUUCCGAUCAGGCCGUACAGUACGCUGAGAGCGUGCAGGAUUUCGUGCGCGGUUCUGAUUAUGCGGAACGCCUGGUGGACUCGUUGCUCGACCUGCUCACGGGAGGUGAUCACUCGCGUACCAAGGGAGCUCUGGAAGACGGGCGCCGCCUAAAAGACGAAGAGGAGGCGGUCCGCACGGUGCUCGAGACUGCGCCGGUCGACAGUGUGAAAGUCAGCAUGGAGGACCUGCGUUCGUUGCAGGACGUAGGCAUCGACGUCAACUUCCUGGAGAGUAUGGAGGAGGACAUCAGGAUUGACGAGGAGCGGCACGAGAUGCAGCAGAAGCUUAACGACAUGUGCCAGCUGCUGGAGAAGCUGCAGAAGACGCAGUAUGAAAGGUUGUCGCAGCCGAUGUCGCUCCACCAAGUGGCGCAGCCGACGGCCGAGGAAGCGCAACUCGCCGACCAAACGGUUGACGGACUCGCGGAACUCGCGAAGCGCGCCGCCCCCGGGGCCGUCGUUUCGGUGCCGGGCAUCAGGCGUGCGCUAGGGGUGGACGUCCCGCCGCCAGAGCCCUUACCCGACCUCGAAACCGAAUUGCGGCAGUUUCUCGAACGGGAACCCGCUCCCUUGGUGCCCGACAAGACCAUCGAAGAGAUACUCAUGGAUUGAGACCGCUUGCGAUACAUUUUGAAUAAAAAAAAAAUGACAAAUGGAAAUAGAAUUUUUUUAUCGACAUCGAAC
This is a messenger RNA of Cylas formicarius (sweet potato weevil), 2196 nucleotides long. It is a transcript of the gene Brd7-9, whose product is annotated as bromodomain-containing protein 7. The coding region runs from base 133 to 2124 and encodes 663 amino acids. The record is from RefSeq and is a predicted model, not a curated record. NCBI's taxonomy places the organism in Eukaryota, Metazoa, Arthropoda, Insecta, Coleoptera, Brentidae. Gene Ontology annotation, biological process: regulation of transcription by RNA polymerase II. The transcript is spliced from 5 exons. Gene Ontology annotation, cellular component: nucleus.